Molecule: messenger RNA, 3302 nt
Organism: Mobula hypostoma (lesser devil ray)
Lineage: Eukaryota; Metazoa; Chordata; Chondrichthyes; Myliobatiformes; Myliobatidae
Gene: tbc1d19
Product: TBC1 domain family, member 19
Exons: 21
Coding region: 137-1696 (519 amino acids)
Source: RefSeq, a predicted model, not a curated record
ACAAGCCUACAUAAAUCUGAGGUGCGGAUUGAAUCUUUGAAAGAGGAUCUGAAGGAAUUCUUGCGGAAAUCAGGCAAAGAUCGCAAGAUCCUACAUCUACGGACUCCAGAGCCUGCCGGCCCCGACGCUAGCAGGCAUGAACUUCAGAUUGCGGCUCCUGCCAUUGAUCUCGGCGGCUCCAACACCUCAGGGCAUAUUCAAAACCCGGACUCCAGCAACGACCAUGGACACCUUCACAGCGAUUGCGCAACCACCAACUGCGACGCCAGCCUUGAACUCCAGGCCAGGCUGGGAAAAGAAGCUGCAGAAUGCUGUCUAUCGUGAGCUCAAUGUGCUUCCUGAACCUGGUCAUCCAUCUGCUCCACCUGAGCACACAAAGGAGGCAUUGAUGUACAUAAGACGUGCCCAGGUAAACUGGGAAAAGCGUAUUCUGAAAAGUUUAAACAGCAUGUGCACAGAGAUGAGCAUCCCUCUAGCAAAAAAGAGAUCAGCAGAUGAACAGAAAGAACUUUUGCACAAAUGGAAUGAGAUGGGGACUGACGAGCCAGAUUUGAGCCGUUUCAGACCAGUUUAUGCUCCUAAAGAUUUUCUCGAGGUUCUAAUUAAUCUUCGCAAUCCAAAUUAUGACACUGGUGAUCCAACUGCUGUGCACAGUAGUUGGGGUUUAAUCAAGAUUCCUUUACCAGUAAAAGACCUUCCAGAACUGAGGGAAUUGUAUCCGGAACUAGGAUUGAAUUAUGGACAACUUGGUAUUGAUGAUUCAAUGCAGAUCUCUCCUGAAGCUUUUGAAACUGAGCACAUACUGCUAGGACAGAAAGUUUUGUCUGAGCAGGACAGUGCUGCAGCUCAGCAAUAUGUUAGACAGGGAUGUCCGACAGCACUGCGUGCAGACAUGUGGGCACUCAUUCUGAAUGUUAACAAUCAGCUAGAGGAUUCUUUAUAUUAUGAACAGCUGAAAUCAAAUGUGAUUCAACAUGAUCUUUUAAUUGACAACCUCAUCUAUAAGGAUGUGAAGCUGACAGCCAGCAAUGAUGAUUACUACUUUGUGUUUGAAGAUUAUUUGUACCAGGUGCUCCUAUGCUUUUCUCGAGAUGCACUGGUUCUUGAUCAUUUCAACUACAGCAGUGCCUCACCUCCCAAAUCGUAUAUCAAAGGGAAACUUGCAUUAGAAGAUUAUGCAGUUGUGUAUCCUCCAAAUGGAGUAGUUCCAUUCCAUGGAUUUGCAAUGUAUGUUGCACCACUGUGCUUUCUCUACCAUGAGCCAUCCAAACUCUACCAAGUUUUCCGUGAGAUGUAUGUAAGAUUUUUCUUCAGGCUUCAUAACAUCUCAUCCCAUUCCUCGGGAAUUGUAUCACUUUGUCUGGUGUUUGAGACGCUCAUUCAGACAUACCUUCCUCAACUCUUCUUUCAUCUACUUGAGAUUGGAGCACAACCACUCCGGAUAUCAUUUAAAUGGAUGGUACGUGCAUUCUCAGGAUAUCUAGCAACUGAUCAACUCUUGUUUCUUUGGGAUAGGAUUCUGGGAUACAACUCUCUGGAAAUUCUUGCUGUGCUGGCAGCUGCUGUAUUUGCUUACAGAGCAGAAAACCUAAUGGAGGCAGGAUCACAUGGUGCAGCUGAAGCUGUACUUGCUGAUCUUUCCACACUGCAGGUUAUGCCUCUUCUACAGCUUUUCCUGUUUGCUACUUCUAAUUAAACAAUAUUAUUUCAGAAGUUCAGAGAUGAAUAUGGAUAUGUAUGUCACAUUGCCAAUUCUUUAACACACCUUAACAGUAUGAUUGUUGGUAAGCCAAUGGAUACAUGAAAGUGUCAAAUAAAAUUGCACAUGUGAAUGAAGUACUUUUUAUUUGUUAAUGUAAAAAUUGAUGAUACUAUUUAUGAUGAAUUUUGCAUGAUUGACAAAAGCACUGGGUGUACAAUUAAGAAUAACAUGAUUGUAAAAUAAAAAAAAUUAAAAACAAAAACAAUCUUUGAUAUUAUCAAAUAGUUUGAAGCAGUAAUGGUUCACACUAGUUAGUAUAUAGAAGAUGAAAUCCUACACUGCUUUAAUCGUGUGUUCUUGCUAUUUGGUUCAUUCUAUAACUUGUCCUUUACAAGUUACUGAACAAAAAAUGUCUUUAAAUUUCAUUCCAACUUCUAAUUUAUUUCAUAAUUUGAAUGAAAUAUUCACUUAGUUUUUAGGAGUGGAUUAUACUGAAAAUGUGGCUUGAAUAAUGCUAUUUUAAAGAAAAGAAUGUAACUAAUGUCCUAAAAAUUGAGUUUCACAAUUAAUAAUUAUGUUCGGCUGACCUUUUAACCUACACUAAGAUCAAUCUAACCCUGCCUUCCCGUAUAAACCAACAUUUUUGUUCCAUCCAUUUGCCUGUCUAUAUAAGCCACUCUGGGCAAAACAACUUUCCACUCAAAUCCCCUGCUAGAGGAACUCAAAUGAGCUAGGUAACAUCUGAUAGAUGUAAUUGUAGUUCAGGUGAAGAAUCUCAACCUGAAAUGUCAAAUAUCUAUUUUCCUCUACAGAUGUUGCCUUACCCACCGAGCUCCUCCAGCAGUACUUUUUUUUUGCUCCAGAUUGCAGCAUAUGCAGUGUCUCCUCUCCUCUGGUUUCUGGUCACUUUCAAUUAGUAGGCCUGAAGAAGCAGCCGAUCAGAACAACCAUGAGUAGCUGUGGUUCUAGAAUGGUCAGAGGUGACUGCAGCUUUUCAGCAGGAGGUACAGGGAAUAGUUAUCUAAUGGUCACUUGACAUUUAUAGUGCUAUAGGAAAAAAAUAAAGAAAUUAGGAGUGAAAAAAGGGGGCCCGUAAAUAAUCUUGGCAAAUAGGAUUGAGGAGAAUCUUAAAACCUUUUGUAAAUACCUUAGAAGCAAGAUAGUAACUAAGGAGGGAAUAGGUCCCCUCGCUCAGGGGUAAUCUAUGUAUGGAGCCAGGUGAUGUGAUCGAGAUUCUAAAUGAUUACUUAUCAUCAGUAUUCAUCAGGAAGAAGGAUGUGGAAACUACAGGGUUAAAGAAGGUGUAUGCUGAUGUGCACUCUAUUAAGGAGAAAUAUUGGCUCACAUUUAGGUAGAUAAGUUCACAGGGCUGGAUAGGGUUUAUCUAAGGGAAUAUAGUUAACUGAAUCAGCAACUGGAUACUAAGGGAAACAAGGGAGGAAAUUGUUGAUAACUAGUGGAGACUUUUGCAUCUUAGCCAUGCUGAGAUACUAGAAGACUGAAAGAUAAAUAAUGCCCCUUGUUCAAAAAGGGCAUUAUAAUAUUAUAUGGUAAGGUAUUUCUUUUUUUUCUUUUUUUUACCAACCAUCUCAUUUGGGUA